This is a messenger RNA of Sebastes umbrosus (honeycomb rockfish), 2264 nucleotides long. RefSeq names its product lipase, hepatic a (gene lipca). Bases 186 to 1676 code for a protein of 496 amino acids. The record is from RefSeq and is a predicted model, not a curated record. The transcript has 9 exons. Gene Ontology annotation, biological process: lipid metabolic process. Gene Ontology annotation, molecular function: apolipoprotein binding; triacylglycerol lipase activity. NCBI's taxonomy places the organism in Eukaryota, Metazoa, Chordata, Actinopteri, Perciformes, Sebastidae.
CCCUCUCUUUCUGUACAAAGUGUUUCCAACUCUGACAGCAAUGAGGCUUCUUUAAAACAGCUUCUACACACGCAGACAAAAGGAUCUCACCACCAGACUCUACAUUACCCAGACUCAAGAUUUUAAGCAUCACCUAUGGGAGAAGUGUUGGUUCAAAGGAAUAACCAAAGUGUCUGUGCGUCACCAUGUCUGUGGCCAAAAUCCUGUGCUGUUUGCUGUUAACGUACCACCUCAAUGAGGGGAAGAGAAUCAAAGAAAGCAGAGCAGGUGCAGCGGAUACAGAGCAGAGUGUAGUCCUGAAGCUGACAGAGCCGUACGUCAGCAGUUCAGCCUUCAGGAUGUUUUCAGAAGGUGAGGACAACUGCGCACUGGACCCUCUGCAGCUGCACACGCUCACCUCCUGUGGAUUCAACAGCAGUAAUCCCCUCAUCAUCAUCACUCACGGGUGGUCGUUGGAUGGUAUAAUGGAGAGCUGGGUGCUCAGGUUAGCCGCAGUCCUGAAGACAAGUCUAAUAAACGUCAACGUGGUGAUUACCGACUGGCUGUCCCUGGCUCACCAGCACUACCCCACAGCUGCACAGAGUACCCGCACUGUUGGAAAAGACAUAGCUCACCUGCUGCAGUCACUUCAGGUACACUACCAGUUCCCAGUUAGAAAGGUUCAUCUGAUUGGCUACAGCCUCGGCGCUCACAUAUCUGGAUUUGCCGGAAGCUAUCUGGAAGGUUCGGACAAGAUUGGAAGAAUAACUGGUCUGGACCCAGCGGGGCCGCUGUUUGAAGGCAUGUCUCCCACAGACAGACUGUCUCCUGAUGAUGCUGAAUUUGUGGAUGCCAUCCACACCUUCACCCAGAAGCGUCUGGGCCUCAGCGUGGGCAUCAAGCAAGCUGUGGCACAUUAUGACUUUUACCCCAACGGAGGAGAGUUCCAACCGGGAUGUGACCUGCAUAGCAUUUACGAGCACGUAUCCGAGUACGGGCUCAACGGUUUCCAGCAGACCAUCAAAUGUGCUCAUGAGCGGUCCGUCCAUUUAUUCAUGGACUCUGUGCUGAAUAAAGACAAGCAGAGCAUGGCAUACAGGUGCAGGGACAAAAGUGCUUUUGACAAAGGCAUCUGUCUGGACUGUCGGAAGAAUCGCUGCAACACACUGGGCUACAAUAUCAGGAAGGUUCGCAGUGGCGCCAGCAAGAGGCUCUACCUGAACACACGCUCUCGGAUGCCUUACAAACUCUAUCAUUACCAGUUCAGGAUCCAGUUGGUCAACCAGAUGGAGGGGAUUGAGCCCUCUCUCACCAUAUCCUUCACUGGAACAAAGGAGGAGAGUGGAGACCUCCCCAUCACCGUCACUGGAAAUGCAUCUGGGAAUAAGACCUACACCUUCCUGAUCACCCUGGACAGAGACUUAGGGGAUCUGAUGUUGCUCAGAUUGCACUGGGAGGGACCGGCUCUGUGGAAGAACGUGUGGAACCGGGUUCAUAACAUCAUUCCCUGGGGCGGCCAGAGGAGAAACCCACUGCUGACUGUGGGCAGGAUCAGCAUCAAAGCCGGCGAGACGCAGGAGAGGACAUCUUUUUGUGCCCAGACAGAUGAUGGACAGCAUGUUGAAGCGUCACAAGAUACUGUGUUUGUUCGCUGUAAAGAAGACAAACUAAAACAGCGCAGAAGAAAGCACAACUAAUAGACUCGUGUGGGUUCCUUAUUAAUCUGUUCAACGGACUGAGGAUGUCUGAUGGAUGGCCACAAUUAGAUGAAAGUCUGUUAACUCCUCAAAGUGUGGCUGUGCAGAUUUAGAUUUAUUUUAGAUUUUUUUUUAAAUAUUGUUGAAAUUAAAUUAAAUAAUUCUGGGAAACUGAAGCUAGAAAACAAAAAACAACUAUUGUAAACUGUGUUUACAAGUUACAGAAACAUCUUUAAGUUUGAUUAUGUAAUAAAAUCAUUAAGCCAAGUAUUGCACAGUGUAGUUUUAAGAACCAGCCCAUAUUUACAUUUCUGUCUACAUACAAAAUGUCUUUCAGGGGAAUGAAGAGUUGAAAGUUUGCCAAUUCAAAUGUUAACCAAACAGACAGUGAACACAGAGUCGGACGUUCAAUGACCUUUUGAUGACGUUAAUUCCAAAUUGUGUAAAUGUAUUUUUUUCUGUGUGUCCUAUGCCAAAUUAUCAACCUCAUUAUUUAAAAACCUACGUUAGUCUUGCCAGAAACAUCAUAUAUAUAUACAAGUGUUAAUCAAACUCAAACCAGAGCAAUAAAUAUACUCUUUUCUAUUC